Molecule: messenger RNA, 948 nt
Organism: Condylura cristata (star-nosed mole)
Lineage: Eukaryota; Metazoa; Chordata; Mammalia; Eulipotyphla; Talpidae
Product: olfactory receptor 8H3-like
Exons: 1
Coding region: 1-948 (315 amino acids)
Biological process (GO): G protein-coupled receptor signaling pathway; sensory perception of smell
Cellular component (GO): membrane
Molecular function (GO): odorant binding; olfactory receptor activity; G protein-coupled receptor activity
Source: RefSeq, a predicted model, not a curated record
AUGCAUAAAAGAAACAACACAGACCUGGCUGACUUCAUCCUUCUGGGAUUUGCAGAUGCUGAGGAAAUUCAGCUGGUGCUCUUUGCGCUGUUUCUGCUAAUCUACCUGGUCACCGUGCUGGGGAAUGCGGGCAUGAUACUGCUCAUCCGCCUGGAUGCCCAGCUGCACACACCCAUGUAUUUCUUCCUCAGUCACCUGUCUUUCAUUGACCUCAGUUACUCAUCCAUCAUCACUCCCAAAACCUUAAAGAAUUUAUUGACCACCAACAAGGAGAUUUCCUAUGCGGGCUGUUUCAUCCAAAUGCACAUUUUUGUCCUCCUGGUUGCGGCUGAAUGCAUUCUUCUCUCCUCCAUGGCCUAUGACCGCUACGUAGCCAUCUGCAAUCCUCUCCACUAUCCAGUCGUCAUGUCCACCAGACGCUGCUGGGCCCUUGUGUUCGGGCCCUAUGUGGUAGGUGUUACAGACUGUUUCGUCACUGUGAUUGGCAUGAGGCUAUUGACCUUCUGCGACUCGAAUGAAAUCCAUCAUUUUUUCUGUGACACAUCCCCAGUGAUUGCCCUCUCUUGUACUGACACCCAGAGCACUGAGACCAUGAUAUUCUUUUUUGCAGGCUGCACCAUUCUGGGGUCCCUAAUCACAAUAUCGGUGUCCUAUGGGUCCAUUCUUUCCGCUAUCCUGAAAAUUAAGUCCACUUCAGGAAAGAGAAAAGCCUUCUCCACCUGUGGCUCCCAUGUCGUGGCCGUCACCAUCUUCUAUAGCACCAUGAUCUUCAGUUACUUAAGACCAAGUACAUCCUACUCCCUGGGAAAGGACCAGGUGGCUUCUGUGUUUUACACGAUCGUGACCCCCAUGCUGAACCCACUCAUUUACAGCCUCCGCAACAAAGAGGUGAAAAAUGCUGUCCUGAGACUCCUGCAGAGGAGAGAGGGCUCCAGGCACUGGAAAUAG